AUGGAAAGGGAUGUAACCCCAUUCAUUGGACAUAAGUUGACACUUAAGACAUAUGGCAGUCAUCGGUGUUUGAGUGGCAUAUCGCCGGACACUACCAUUCAAUUGACGCCUCAAGUGACUGUUACUCCCGACACGGAAAAUGUGAUCGACUUAUCCGCCGGCGCUCUCGACGCCAGUACUUUAGCCGAGACUAUCGUCAACACGAGUGACCUCCCGGUGACGGCACUCAAC
Oppiella nova is the source of this 231-nucleotide messenger RNA. The record is from the annotation of a GenBank genome assembly. Lineage: Eukaryota; Metazoa; Arthropoda; Arachnida; Sarcoptiformes; Oppiidae.